AGAGACCAUCACUUCCCUAUUACUGUCAGUGUCUCUGGAUGGACGGGAAGGAACGGUGAGCCCCAGCUCAGGGGCUCCGAGCCAGAGAGCAACUGAGGUCACCCUGCAGGGCUGUGACCCCUACUUCCUCACCCUCCUCUGCUAUUUCUCCAUCUCCGCUGUUCAGAAAGCAGGACAAAAAGAUGCUGGCCAUCAGAGAUGCAAGUGGAAGCCUUGCCUGUGUGUGACCUGCAUGUGUGAGUGUGUGUGAGACUGUGCGGGUGUCGAUGCUUAAGCGAGAUGUGCCUGUGUCUGAUCGUGGGCCAUGUGGGGUGAGUGUGUGGCCUGCGUCCUCACAGCCUCCCCAGCCCUUCCCGCUCUGCCGAGCUGAGCCAGCAACCUCCAGGAUCAACUUUGAAUCUGGACUCUACGCAGGAGCACCGGCAUGGCCACGGCCCCCUCUGUGACCAGCCUGGCGGAUGAGGUCAACUGCCCCAUCUGCCAAGGCACCCUCAGGGAGCCCGUCACCAUCGACUGUGGCCACAACUUCUGCCGCGGCUGCCUCACCCGCUACUGCGAGACCCCGGGCCCAGACCCCGAGGAGCCCCUCACCUGCCCGCUCUGCAAGGAGCCUUUCCGCCCGGGGUGCUUCCGGCCCAACUGGCAGCUGGCCAGCGUGGUGGAGAACAUCGAGCGCCUCAAGCUGGUGUCCACGCCGGGCCGGGAAGAGGAGGAUGUCUGCCAGGAGCACGGGGAGAAGAUCUACUUCUUCUGCGAGGAUGAUGAGGCUCAGUUGUGCGUGAUGUGCCGCGAGGCGCCGGAGCACAGGGCUCACACCGUGCGCUUUCUGGAGGAUGCGGCUGGUCCCUAUCGGGAACAAAUACAGAAGUGUCUUGAGUGUCUGGAGAAAGAGAGAGAGGAGAUUCGAGGAAUCCAGUCAAGAGAGAACCGCAGAAUACAAGUCCUCCUGACUCAGGUGGCCACCAAGAGACAAAAGGUGGUUUCUGAGUUUGCACAUCUGAGCCAGUUCCUGGAGGAACAACAGAGGAUCCUGUUAGCCCAGUUGGAGAGGCUGGAUGAGGACAUCCUGAAGCACCGGGAUGAGUUUGAUAUCCUGGCCACUGGGGAGAUCUGCCGGUUUAGCACUCUGAUUGCAGAACUGGAAGAGAAGAACGAGAGGCCAGCAAAGGAACUCCUGACGGAUAUCAGAAGCACUCUAAUAAGAUGUGAAACCAGAAAGUGCCGGAAACCAGAGGCUGUGUCCCCUGAACUGGGCCAGAGGAUUCGGGACUUCUCCCAGCAGGCCCUCCCGCUGCAGAGGGAGACGAAGAUGUUUCUGGAAAAACUCUGCUUUGAGUUGGACUAUGAGCCAGCUCACAUCACCCUGGACCCCCAGACAUCCCACCCCAAGCUCCUGUUGUCCGAGGACCACCAGCGGGUUCGGUUCUCCUACAAGUGGCAGAACUCGCCGGACAGCCCCCAGCGUUUUGACAGGGCCACCUGUGUCCUGGCCCACAGCGGCUUCACAGGGGGGCGGCACACGUGGGUGGUGAAUGUUGACUUGGCCCAUGGCGGCAGCUGCACGGUGGGUGUGAUGAGCGAGGACGCGCGGCGCAAGGGGGAGCUACGGCUGCGGCCGGAGGAGGGCGUGUGGGCCGUGAGGCUGGCUUGGGGUUUCAUCUCGGCUCUGGGCAACUUCCCCACCCGGCUGGUCCUGGAGAAGCAGCCCCGGCAGGUACGGGUGUCUCUGGACUAUGAGGUGGGCUGGGUUACCUUUGUCAACGCCACCACCCAGGAGCCCAUCUACACCUUCACUGCCUCCUUCAAUCAGAAGGUCUUCCCCUUCUUUGGGCUCUGGGGCCGAGGGUCCAGUUUCUCCCUUGGCUCCUGAGAUGGUGGUGUUAGCCCCUCUAAGUUCAGGGCUCAAACUAAGCGCCUGGUGACUUGACCUCUGGCUGUGCCCACUGGAAGACUUGGACGAGAGAUUACUGCUUUAGAUGAUGUGAUGGGGCCAAGACUUUGGAAAGAGACAUGGUGGGUCGACCCUCAAUCUGCUGAUCAAGCCCUUUCCCCAAAACCCAGUGGAUUGUCGGGGUAUCUGGGAACAUGGGCUGCCACCGGCCCUCCUCACCAUCAUCCCCACAAGCUACAGAAUAGCUUCUCAGCAUAGGGGAAAUCAUACUGAUUGGGAGCCAGAAGACCUGAGUUCCAGACCCAGCCUUAUCACCAAUCGAUUGUGUGAUCUUAAGCAAGGCACCUCACCUCUCUUCAUCUUGGUCUCUUUCCAAAAUACCGGGAUUAAUUUAUGCAUACCCUCGAGAAACACUUAUUCUGUGCCAACUGUGUACCGAGCAGUAUGGUAGCCAUUGAUGUUAUGAAGAGACAAAGAAUAAAAUCUGUCCUACCUCUGAAGGAUCUCAUGGGAAGAGACAGAAAAAAGAAGGAAAUUAGAGCACAGUGUGUUGGGUAUGUGAGAGGGGUCUGAUCUGGAACACUGGGUCAUCUCCAUUGCUCUCAGGAGAACAGAGCCCCAUUAUCUUCAGAUGUGCUGCCACCCGGCUGUUGGCACCACUUGCAGCCCCCCACUUCUGACUGAGAUGUAGCUGGAGGGCCUUGCGAGGAGGGGUGCAGGGGAGGCCUGGUCAUAAACCAUAACCCGAGGGCUGGUGUCCACUUAAUUUACCCCCCGCUUACCUCUGUAUAGGUCUACACACUUUUCCUGGGGAAAAACCUCCUGAUGUGUUGAUCACCAUCAGAAGCCAAGGAAAGACAUGGUGGAAAGGAAUGAAUCACAAAUAGCUCAGCCAUGGGAGCAGAAAUAGCACCAUCUGCACAUUUGUGCUGGGUUUAAAGUGUCCCGGGGGAGACAGGGCAGUGCAUUGGAUAACCUGUGACCUUCAGCUCAAAGAGUUGAGACUGCUCUGGAGCUGGACAGGAAGUGACAUCUAAGGGAUCGGUUGAAAGAAGGGGGGGAAUUAGGGGUUUGGAGAUGAGUGGAUCUGGAGUGGAGAGCUUGGGAGAGGCAGGCAGCCAGGUGGAAUUUGGGGAAAGUGGCUGUGGUCACAUGUGGCAUGAAGAAGCUGGGUGCUGGUGACUUCCAGAAAUCCUGCUGCCAGGUCUUGAUGGUGGGACAGGUUCAGACACUAACACAUGACUGCUUAGAAUUUGGAAAAUGACAUCAGUCACCCCAAGGUGGAUUUUAAAUCCUAUGCAUAAUAAAAGCAUUGUCUUAAUUGCAGUUGAAUGACCACAUUUGGUUUUUUAGUUCUUAUUGACAUUUUUAAAUUCUGCUUUAAUGAGACCUUCACUGACGAUUUUUUAACACUAUCUGUUUACUCUGCUCAGACAUAAACUAAAAUACUCUAUCAUCUCCUCACGGGUCUCCUGGGAGGAGUGAACCAGCCAGGGUGCAACCUCGAAAGGAGAGGGCACAGCCUGCUGAGGCCAAGGCUUAGAAUUCAUCUGAAAAGUUAUUGUUUAUGCUCAGUUCAACAGGUAGAAUUGCUUUCCCAGGGAGUGUUCAGUAUUUCAUGUGGAAUGUUGUAUAUUUCAAAAGAAUAGAUACACACACAACUUCCUAUCAAAUGAUAAAGCAUAUCCAAAGCCCCAAACUGGGAUUCCACCAAAAAGUGGAUUGUAUUUUCCUGUUCAUUUCAUUGGUUUUAACUGGGUCUUUAAGAAUGAUUAUUACUUCUAAGAUAAAUGUGUAUGAAGAUCCCAGGCUGCUGGAGGACUUUAGGGCCCACCACGAUCCAGGAGCUACCUGGUCCUUAUUUACGCAGAUCCAAAAACCUGAAUUCUUCUCCAUCACCAUCACCAUCAUCAUCAUCAUCACCACUAUCACCAUCAUUUAAUAGUUACCACAUUUUUUUGUGCUUAUUAAAUGCCUUAUGUUUUUUGAUCUCGGUAACUCAUGAUGUAGAUACCAUUAUUAUCCCCAUUUUAAAGUUGAGAAGCUGAGGCCUUGUGAGUCUGGGUUAUUUCUCAGUCAAGAUUAUAAACCAGGAUUUUAAUCCAUACGUGACUCAGAGCUCUUCACCAAGGGGCUGCACUGUCUUGUUCACAAAUGGGAGCCCAGGUGGGUCUGGUGAAUAUUUUUAAAUGGGUCACACUGCCCAUGAGUGACUUGGAUUCAGAAAGCUAAUUUAUAUUUUUUACACUGAGAAAUAAAACUAGUAAGUGACAGUACUCAUGUUGGCCUUGCAUACCUGCUCUCCCUAGGAUAAUUUUCCUUGAUGUCUACUUGCUCCUUGGAGUGUGUGGCUGGAGCGGAGGAAGUGGAUAGACCCUAAAACACAAUGACUUCAAGAGAAGGCAGCUCGAAGACCCUCCCUGCCCUGCCAGCCACACAGCCUGGACUGUGGGUUUUAUGGACGGCCCCAAAGCUCCAAUCUCCUUUCCCAAGACUCCCAAGGAGUGUUGUGUGCUUGUUCUAACAUCCAUAGUUUCACCUGACUUAAUCCACAGCUUAUACUGUAACAGCUCUUCCCAUUUCCAAGAACAGAGACCCUCUCCAGUUAGUUCAAAUAAUGGGA
This is a messenger RNA of Choloepus didactylus (southern two-toed sloth), 4514 nucleotides long. RefSeq names its product tripartite motif containing 10 (gene TRIM10). Gene Ontology annotation, molecular function: zinc ion binding; protein binding. Lineage: Eukaryota; Metazoa; Chordata; Mammalia; Pilosa; Megalonychidae. Bases 425 to 1870 code for a protein of 481 amino acids. The transcript has 7 exons. The record is from RefSeq and is a predicted model, not a curated record.